This is a messenger RNA of Ipomoea triloba (trilobed morning glory), 1694 nucleotides long. RefSeq lists its product as uncharacterized. Bases 1 to 882 code for a protein of 293 amino acids. The transcript is spliced from 3 exons. The record is from RefSeq and is a predicted model, not a curated record. NCBI's taxonomy places the organism in Eukaryota, Viridiplantae, Streptophyta, Magnoliopsida, Solanales, Convolvulaceae.
AUGGAAGGGUUGGCUUCACUUUCAGUGAAAUCUGUGAUUCCCACUAGAUGUUUCAGCAUUCCCAGAAUCAAAGAGUAUCUUGUUGAUAUAGAGAAGAGAGAGGUCAAAGAAGGAGACGACCAUCACUUUCAGGACAAAAAACAAACUCUGCUCCUUAAACUCAUAGAACCUGAAUCAAGAAAGCAGAUUUCAAUAGUGGCACAUUUCGUUCAUGUUAAUAGCAUCAUCAAGGAAAUGCGCAAAUUCUAUGAUCUUAUCAACCUGAACAAUCCUUGUGGAACAAAACCACUCAAGAUUUCUGUAAUAAUGUCUGCUGAAUCAAGUAACGCCGUGAGAUCAAUAAAAGGCAUGAUUGCUCCAACUCCACCUCCCCCUCCCCUUCCCCCCACAAUUCCGGGCCUGACAGAUAUUACUAUAAACAAUCCGGCAAAACAGAGUUCAAAGGCGGCGGAGGGUUCCAGGAGGGGUUUCUAUUGGCCCCCUUCCGGAGUAGUAAAAUGCAAUGACUCCGUGAACUUAAAACAGCAAAAUGUGAUCCUAAUCAUGGCGAUGUUGACGGCGGCCACGACGUUCUUAGCCGCGUGCUCCUUUGCCGGCGUGGUUUCCCAGGACAGCGAAACGACGAGGGAUUAUUCGAGCCUCGCCGGCCCCUUCGUGCUGUUAAACUCCGCCGGGUUCAUAGCUUCCGUGGCGGUUAUCAUGUCGGUGCUGCAUCAGUUGCCACUGAAACCGUGGCCGCAGAUAUCAGUGUGUUCUUGGUUCGGAUCGUACAUGUGUUUGAUGAUGAAACUGUCGCCGCAUGAAGCUCUACUUUUGCUCUGUGUCUCUCUUCCGCUCCUUAUGCUUACGGCCAUGGGAAAGUUAAUCGGAUUCUCACAAUGAAGUUAGUCCAUAUAAAUUAGACUUCUACUACAUGGACAACCAAAUUUUACUUUCUAACCUCUCAUUAAAACUACAAAACAAUUAAGAACAAUUAUCAAACCGGUCACUGAAUGUAUUGCUUUUGUGCAGUUGGGACAUUGAACUUAAAAAGUAUGUAAUCAAACCAUCAAACAAUAAAAAAUGUGUGAUUGGGCAUUUUUAUGAUUGCUUUUAAUGCAAUUUAAGUUGAAAACUUUUAAAUCUUUUAUCUCAACAAGUAUGAUAGGAGAAAUGACAAUUUUUAGUAUAUACCAUGUAAAUAAUAGUUAAUAUCACUUCUUCGCAUCACCCAUACGAGGCUUAAAAAUGAAAGUGGUGUAUAGUAAUUGAUUAUGGUGAAUUAGUUGAUUAUACUAUAAUCUAAUCAUUCAACAACUAAAAAGAUCACACGAAAAUGCUGUUCAAAAACUAAUAGAACACUUGAAACCACCAUCAUACACAAAUCACUUUAUUUACCGCAGUGUGUCAAAUUAUAUCAAUUCAAUAUAUCAACAACAAAAGGAACAAAUAAUGAUGAAAGAAACCCAAAGCCCCAUCAAGAAAAAUCAAUACAAAUUCACCUUAAGUUACAGCAAAAUGUGUCUACAUAAAAAACAACUAAAAUAAUUAAUAAUAAAAACACACAAGCCUCUAUCAAGAAAAAUCCAUAACAAUCCACCUUUGAUAUAAAGCACAGUUCAUAAAAAUACAAUUCAAUAUAUCCAAAAAUGAAAAACUUAACACAAGCCCAAACCAAAAAAAUCAAAUAAGGAUUCACGUUACAUUGAAGCAUA